Messenger RNA from Hemibagrus wyckioides, 1640 nucleotides. It is a transcript of the gene ssuh2.1, whose product is annotated as ssu-2 homolog, tandem duplicate 1. The record is from RefSeq and is a predicted model, not a curated record. Lineage: Eukaryota; Metazoa; Chordata; Actinopteri; Siluriformes; Bagridae. The transcript has 12 exons. Bases 115 to 1221 code for a protein of 368 amino acids.
GGCGUGGCCAUGUUUUAACGUCAUCGGGCACGCACAGAAGUGGAUCUCCAGAUCCAAAAUAAUUGCGCGAUCAGAGUGCGUUAAUUUGCAACAGAUUCCUGUUCCUCCAGGAUUAUGGAUGAGAGAGAGCACGAUCUCGGAGCUUUUGACCCAAGUAUUCCUGAGGAGGGUCCUUCAGUCCCACCUGCAGGCUGGUUGGACAGUGUGACAGGCUAUGAAGACCAUAAAGGUGGAGACUGCACAGAUCAGACCUACCCUCCUCCGCCUGACUUAAUUCCCGAGCCUGAGAAUGACAGGAGUGCCUCCAUCCCCAAUGUGAUGCUGCCUCAGGUGUCUGAAGAUGUGGCCAGGGAGGCUUUGCUCAAGUUUGUGGGGAAAAAAUGGACAUACAGCAGCAAACCCGCCCAGAACCUGGUCUUCAAGGAUUUGAGGCCUUUUACAGUAUACCGUUAUCGCUUGGAAACAUUUACAGAGUCCAGAUCAAGUGCCUGGGAGCAUGAGAUAUAUACUGGUCAGUAUGUGGACGGGCCGCAGUAUGGCAGCAUCCCUCCUCCGUGGAAGGUAGAAGUGCAAUAUCCACCCAAAUUUACCGACACGGUCCUGAAAGUGCGUGUGCCUCACACCUCAUCUGUAAAGCCUUGUCAUCAGUGCCAGGGGAAAGGACGUGUGCGCUGUACACACUGCCAUAGCAGAGGAUGGAUCAGCUGUAUGUCCUGUCAUGGCACUGUACAUGGCAGGAAAAGAAAAUGUGUUGGCUGCCAUGGAAGGGGAAGAAAAGUAUGUACAUGGUGCCAUGGUAGUGGUCACAAAACAUGCCGCAAGUGUAAUGGGCGUAAAAAGCUUUUGCAUUUCCUUCAGCUCACUGUCACGUGGAAGAACCAAGUGUAUGAGUUCAUACCUCACCGGCUGGCUGAGUUCCCCAUAAAGAAGUUUGAGAAAGUGUCUGGGGCAGCGUUCUUUAUAGAUGAAAGUCUACUGGUCUAUCCAAUCGUAGGCUUCCCUGACCAGGAUAUUUGCAACGCUUCCAAAGAAGCCAUCCACGAGCACCUGAAUAAAUACUCUGUUGUCAGUCGCAUUUUGCAACAGAGACAGUCAGUGGAGUUGGUGCCUCUUACUCAAGCCUUCUACUCCUACAAUGGGAAAAUCUAUGACUAUUUCGUUUACGGGACGGAAAAGAAGGUCCACACCACAAAAUAUCCGACUUCCUGCACUGUCCUGUAGCACCUCACCUUACGACUUUAUUAAUUCAAUGUGAAAAAAUGGUCUUUUUAAAAACAUAUAUUAUUAAAUCCUGGCUGCUGAGCAGUGCCUUAAAGAGAUUAUAAUAUAUGCUUCUGAUGCAAAAACAUAACCAUAUGCAGAAUGAUGAGAAUAUGUGCCAAGGAAACGAUUUGUCAGUUGUAAGGAUUGUAAUUAACGCAUGAAUGAAUGUUUAAUUAAUUUAGGCUUAUUGUAUAUUACACAAUAUUACUGUUGAAAAUCUUUAUUAAUAUCGUAAAGUAAUUCAGGUUAGUGCCAAUUUAAUAUAAAUACUUUAUGUACACUAUAAUUUUUUUUAAAGGUUUUGAUCAUUUUUUUGUUACCAAUAUGUACUAAAUAUUUAUAUGCCCCUUUGUAACAGUGCUCUGAAUUUGAAUAAA